AUGCUCAAAACUCGAAAUCUUCCAUGGCUGCCCAACGAUGUGCUGGAGAACAUUGUAUUCUUUGCUGUUGUCGAGACAGGUGAUGAUUGCAAGAUUUGCUUACAAAGUGACGCGGUGAAUGCUUCGAGUCAAUCAGAGAAUCCCAAUUCCGACUGUUUGCGAGUUUUGAACAAUCUCAAGCUAUCGUGCAAUGCCUUUCGAUCGGCUUGCAGGAUAGAAACGGUAGCGAGGAAAUGUCUGUCAGAGCCAAAGCGGAUGGCUUGUCUCUUGAGAGCCUCGCGGAGGGUUCAGUUGUGGUUAUUCUUGAGGGCAUCGGGGGGAUACGAUAGAGCAGUAAAGGCUUUCCAGAGAGAAAUCGCAUGCCUAAAAGCUUCAACGGUCCCUCCACCUAUUGUCUCUACCUUGCAGAAACUCUGUGGGACGCUUUUUACUCAGAUCGGAAGAUACGCGGAGGCAGAAGAGAUGCUCAACGAUGCUCUUGUGCUUGACAAGAUAAUUCAAGGCCCUUCGUCCCCCGAGGUUGCAAGCACCCUCCACAACUUGGCCGAUAUGCUACGCGGCUCGGUAUCUGCCUGCCAGACAGCGCGAGAGAGGUAUCUCGCAGCGCUGAGGGGAAUAGGAUAUGCGAGGGAGUGCCUGAGGAUACGGAUGCAAGCUUGUGGGAUGCAGUCGUCGCCUGUCGCCUGCGCGUUGCAUGUGCUGGGAUAUCAUUGUGCGGAGUAUGCGAGUGGAGCGCAUGCGAUUCCGUUCUUCAAGCAUGCGACUGAUGCCCUGCAGAAAUCCAACGAAAUCUUCGCGAGGGUGGGCGACGAUGAGAUGAAUGCUACGACGCUGCAAGACCUGGGGUUGUGUUACUACUAUCAGAUGAAAUAUAAAGAAGCCAUGCACUACUACGAAUCUGCUUGUCACCUUAUCAUGGAGAAGUUCGGAUCUCACCACCCUGAUCUUGCUGUUCCCACUUUCAACAUUGCAAAUGUUAUGUGUGCGGCUGGGAAGUAUCGAAGAGCAAUCAGUUUCUAUGAGGUUGCAUACAAUAUCAACCGAGACACUCUCGGCAAGGAUCACAAGUGGACAGAGACGGCGCUUGCAUCGUUGCAGGAAGCGAUUGACCGAGACAGGGACAUCACGGGAGCAGAAAUUGUGUUCACCGAGGAUUCCGACACCAGCCUCAUGGUCGAUACUGACACGUCAGCAUCUCUCAACACGUCACGCAACGAGGGUGAAGACAUCGCUGUGAACCUUCAGUUCAUCGUCGAAGAGUCGAACUCGAGUUGUUGGCAAGAGAGAGGAGCGAACAAAGAGGGCGAGGAAGCAGGAAGGAGUGCGUUCAGCAUCGGAGAGCUGCUCGCCAGCCUGGUUGAGGAUCCUGUGGAGAUUGAGCAGGACGAAGCAGACGAGUACGAUGGAUAUGACUUCGAGGAGAGAUCGGAGGAGGACAUGGAAGAGGAGGAGCGACAAUUGGCGAUGAUCAACGAGACGCUGGAGUGGUUGUGGGACGACCCGCAGCAUGUGGAACAGGAACACGUCAUGUCCGUGUGA
Guillardia theta CCMP2712 is the source of this 1539-nucleotide messenger RNA. RefSeq lists its product as hypothetical. The record is from RefSeq and is a predicted model, not a curated record. Bases 1 to 1539 code for a protein of 512 amino acids. The transcript is spliced from 9 exons. Gene Ontology annotation, molecular function: protein binding. NCBI's taxonomy places the organism in Eukaryota, Cryptophyceae, Pyrenomonadales, Geminigeraceae.